Messenger RNA from Epithele typhae, 1581 nucleotides. Its product is annotated as subtilisin-like protein. Gene Ontology annotation, biological process: proteolysis. Gene Ontology annotation, molecular function: tripeptidyl-peptidase activity; serine-type endopeptidase activity. Bases 1 to 1581 code for a protein of 526 amino acids. NCBI's taxonomy places the organism in Eukaryota, Fungi, Basidiomycota, Agaricomycetes, Polyporales, Epitheliaceae. The record is from RefSeq and is a predicted model, not a curated record. The transcript is spliced from 8 exons.
AUGAUCCUCCCCAGCAGCUUCGUCGCGCUCGCGCUCGCCUCCCUCGCCGCCGCCGCGUCCGCGCCCGCCCGGCGUGCGCCCGACCUCGUCCUCCCGCUCAGCGUCGCGCUCGUGCAGUCGAACCUCGAUCGCCUCGACGACUACCUUCUGGACCACUGGACGCCCGCCGCCGUCGCCGACGCCUUCCGGCCAUCCGCGGAGGCGGUCGAGGCGGUCCGCGCGUGGCUCACCGCGGACGGUACGGUGGACGCCCUCCUCGGGACGGAGUACUACGUGUACGAGCACGCCGACGGGAGCGCACACAUCGCCUGCAAGGACGGCUACAGCCUGCCCGCGCACGUCUCGAAACACGUCGACCUCGUCACACCGACGCUGCACUUCGCGAAGCCCAUCAAGCACGAGAAGUUUGGUAACGCUAUCAACCCUUUGAUCGGCGCCGCACAAAAGCACGUCCCUACGGAUCUGUCCACCUGUGACGAGCUCAUCACUCCGGACUGUCUGCGCGCUCUCUACAACUUUGAGUACAAGAUUUUGGCUGCGAACAAGAAUGCCCUGGGUAUCGUCGAGUACUCGCCCAACAUCCUGCUCCCCAGCGACCUCGACGUCUUCUUUGGCAACUUCUCCCCAGCCAGCGACCCGAACUUGAUCGGUGAGGCGAACCUAGACGUGCAAACCGCGAUGGGUCUGCUCGGGCACCGGCAGCAGGUGAAGCUCUACCAGGUCGGGGACGUCACCGGCCUCGAGUCCUUCAACAACUUCCUCGACGCCCUCGACGGCUCCUUCUGCGCCGGCGACGACCCCGAGUUCGACGCGACGUACCCGAACGACCAGCCCGGCGGGUUCACCGGCCCGGAGGCCUGCGGCAGCGCGCCCACCACGUUCGUCAUCUCGACGUCGUACGGGUACCAGGAGGCGGACCUCACGCCCGCGUACGAGCAGCGCCAGUGCGCCGAGUACGGCAAGCUCGCGCUGACCGGGGCCACCUUCGUGUACUCCUCCGGCGACUCUGGCGUCGAGGGCUUCGACGGCUCCUGCCUGAACGACGCCGGGGAGCAAGUUCAGGGCGGCACGCGCUUCAACCCGACCUUCCCGGGCGGGUGCCCGUACGUGACCUCCGUCGGGGCGACGCAGGUGGUGCCGGGGAACAGCGUGCGCGAUCCCGAGAGCGCGGUCUUCCAGCGGUUCCCGUCCGGGGGCGGCUUCUCCAACGUCUUCCCCGUGCCGUCGUUCCAGAAGGCGGCCGUCGCCAACUACCUCGCGCACCACGUCCCGUCGCUCCCCGCCGGGGUCUUCAACGCGUCUGGGCGCGCGUUCCCGGACGUCUCCGCGAACGGCCUGAACUACUCGAUCGCGCUCCUCGGCCACCUCCGCCCGAUCUCGGGCACGUCCGCGUCGGCCCCGCUGUUCGCGACGCUGCUCACCGCGGUGAACGACGCGCGGUUCGCUCUCGGCAAGAGGCCUGUCGGCUGGAUCAACCCCGCGAUCUACGCGCACCCCGAGAUGUUCAACGACAUCACGAACGGGACGAACCCGGGCUGUGACACGGACGGCUUUGCGGCGUCCGCCGGGUGGGACCCGUGA